Cucurbitaria berberidis CBS 394.84 is the source of this 1494-nucleotide messenger RNA. RefSeq names its product WSC domain-containing protein. The coding region runs from base 1 to 1494 and encodes 497 amino acids. NCBI's taxonomy places the organism in Eukaryota, Fungi, Ascomycota, Dothideomycetes, Pleosporales, Cucurbitariaceae. The transcript is spliced from 3 exons. The record is from RefSeq and is a predicted model, not a curated record.
AUGAAGUCCGCCGCAUCUCUCUCGGUCGCCGCAGCCCUGCUGUCCGGUGCUGACGCCUUCUGGCGCAUGCCCUGCACCUCCCGCACAGCCCUCGCGCGUCUCGACCCCAUUGUCGAUGUAGGCGUAGCCUCCAGCCACGGCCACACCAUCCACGGUGGUAGCAACUUUGCCGAGAGGACGUCCUACGAUGACCUGAGGAAGUCGGAGUGCACCUCUUGCCAAUUCAGCGACGACAAGUCGGCGUACUGGACACCCUCUCUGCAUUUCGUCCAUGAUGGUGGCAGCACCGAGAUCGUUCCCCAGAUCGGUGGUAUGCUUGCAUACUAUCAACUGAUCGGUACCAACCUAAAGGCCUUCCCCAAGGAUUUCCAGGCCGUCGCUGGAGACUCCCGUCUUCGCAACUUCACCGGUCCCGUGCCUGACCCGCCAACGUCGGCAUGGACUGAUGAUGAUAUGACUCAGGUCUCGCUCGGCCAGAAGGCUAUCGGUUUCAACUGCAUGAACUACAACAAGAACCCUGAGCCAUCUCGAUACCGCCAUUUCCUCCCCUCCAAGGACUACCUAGAUGAGAACUGCGCCGAUGGCAUUCGCGCUGAGAUCAUGUUCCCAUCGUGCUGGAACGGCAAGGACACCGAUUCUCCUGACCACAGGAGCCACAUCGCUUACCCCAACAACAUCGCUGGUGGCCAAUGCCCGCCCGGCUUUGAGACCCGUCUGCCCUCGCUCUUCUACGAGACUAUCUGGAACACCAAUGCCUUCAAGGGCAAGUCUGGACAGUUCGUUUGGUCGAACGGUGACCCCACCGGCUACGGAUACCACGCCGACUUCAUCAACGGCUGGAACAUCGACACUCUCCAAGCUGCCGUCAACGACUGCACCAGCCUGUCCGGCUUGGUCGAGGACUGCCCCCACUUUGCUGGUUCUCUGCAAACCCAGGCUCAGCAGGGAGAGUGCAAGAUCAAGGAUUUGCCCAAGGCUCUCGACAACGAUGACUGCGCCGGUCCCGCCAAAGGCCUCUGCGGAAAUGUCCCCGUUCAGUACGGUCCGGGAUACGCCAAUGCCUUGAAGAACGGUGGACAUGGCAAAGAGCCAACCGUCAAGCCGACUCUGUCGUCUGCUGCGCCGGUGCCCACCCAGAGCUAUGCGUCUGCCAAGAGCAAGGUCGAGGGCGUCGACGUUUACAACGUCCAGCCUUCUUCCGCCGCUGCCUCUGUCUAUAUCGUCGUCGCUGCCGCCAAGCCCACCCCUGCUUACAAGGCUUCUCCCGCUGCUCCUGAGCCAAUCAAGCCUACCGUAACAGUGGCUGCUGACAUCAAGAACGCGCCCAAGACAAACGAGGAUGGCAGCAUCCUCUCCACGACCACCUACACCAGCGCUGGCACCGUCUACGAGGUUGCCAUCAAGGAGGUCGCCGUCACGGUCACCGUAGAGGAGCCCGCCAAGUACAAGAACCGCCGCCACGCGCACCUGCACCGCAAGGACCGUCUCCACUAA